CCAGCGCGUGACAGCCAAGGAAACCCGAGUAAAAACACACUGACCUAACGGCCGGUGCUGCGCGUGCUGCCGUGUCUUGUCUUGUUUCAGGAGAUUAUUUGGGAAGUUCACCUGGCUGUCGCUGAUGGAGACCAGACAACAAGAGUUGUACUCUGGUGUUCUGAGUGAAGCAGUGGUGGACUGGGGCAGCAUGGGUCCUGGAGAGGAAUGGGUUAAUUCAGCCACACACAAGGGAGAGCAGGGUUUGAAUCAGGACAUGUUUUACCCUUCUGGCGAGGAAUCGGUUAAAAGGACAGAAUGGGGUAAAACUUCACCAUCAGUGGACGAUCAGUGGUGUCGGGCAUCAGUGUCGCACUCUGACGACUGGGCCAUGUCCACCACUUGGGAUAUGCAACUGGACAGCACAGAGAGAGGACACCUCACAGCAGGUUUCCUGGACUCUGAGCCAUUGAGAGAGACUGAUGAAGAUAUGGCCUCAGAAGUCAACCUAAACAACUCCAUCAUGACGGAGGAGGAGAGAGAGGAGAUUCAACAAGAGUUAGCUAAACUGGAGGAGGAGAUCAGUACGUUGAAGCAGGUUUUGUCGUCCAAAGAGAAGCAGCACGAAGAGCUCAAACAGAAACUGGGCACGACUUCUCUGUACGAGCUCAGGAACAACCUCAGUAGAGGCUGGCACGACAUGCAGACCUCCACGGCCUAUAAGAAGACAUCCGAGACGCUGUCCACAGCAGGACAGAAAACCUCAGCCGCCUUCAGCACACUGGGCAGUGCCAUCACCAGGAAGUUCGGGGACAUGAGUCAACACAACACAAGUGUGUCCAACUCUAUAGGCUACUCCAUCAGACACUCUAUGAGCAUGCCUACCAUGAGAAACUCUCCCAGCUUCAAGUCUUUUGAGGAGAAAGUCGAGACUACAGUGUCCACCAUCAAGACAAAGGUUGGCGGUACAGGGACCGCAGGCAGCUUUGAGGAAGUCCUCUCCUCCGCAGCAAAUGCCAGCUCUCAGGACACGCCCACUAUCAACUUGACGGACAGCGCCGAGAGGCCGUGUUAGAGCUGCGUCCACACGGUGAGGCGGGACUUAAACCAGGAACUGCUGUGUUGCAGCACUUUGUCACAUAACUUCUCAAUGCUUUGACUAAAAUUUGACAGAAUACCUUUAUUUGAUCACACGUGUUAAGAUGCUUUUGCAAACCAUGUUUGCGAUUAAAUCUCCUAACACUUGCAUGGAAUUUCCUGCAAACCCUAAAUGCCUAGACAUAAUAAAAAAGUUACGUAAUUUCUUGUUUGGCCCAAAUUCACUCAAAAUAUUCUAAAGCGGCAGUUGUUUACCUUUUUUAUUUUGAAAGAUCAAGACAGCUGAUGUCAAAAGCACACCUACCUGGUAGAGGGCUGCUUAACACAGUGAGCCUCUCAGAUUGUUAUUAUUAAAAUGGGUUUAAAGGAAGAAUCUGUCGACAACCUAGAUCAUUUUAUGAAUGUUACCAAGAGAUCAGAGCUUGUUGAUCUUUUUGUUGAAGGACUGUUUUUCAGUGUCAUGGAUUUAACCAAUGAGCCGACAAAUGUCACCUGCCUCUGGUGACCUCCACACCAUGUUAAACCACAGAUGUUGAUCACAUGGAGUUGAAGCUAAGCCUUAGUUAAAAAAAUGAGGACGCACAGAU
Molecule: messenger RNA, 1664 nt
Organism: Sander lucioperca (pikeperch)
Lineage: Eukaryota; Metazoa; Chordata; Actinopteri; Perciformes; Percidae
Gene: tpd52l1
Product: tpd52 like 1
Exons: 12
Coding region: 125-1054 (309 amino acids)
Biological process (GO): positive regulation of MAP kinase activity; positive regulation of apoptotic signaling pathway
Cellular component (GO): cytoplasm
Source: RefSeq, a predicted model, not a curated record